GAGUUGAGUAGUCAAAACUCUGUAAACCUAGGCGAACGAGUUAAAACCCAGCGAACGAGAGAACGAAGUCGGUAGUUUUUGUCUCAAAGUUUCAGAAAAGGAAAAGGGCGGUAUAGAAGAGAUAAGAAAAAGAAACAGAGUUCGCGUUGAUAGACCGUCGGAAUCUUCGAAUAUCAAAGCACUCACUACCAUCAUCAUCGACAACUACUCCCACUUCACAACAUUGGCGUGCUUUGUACGGUCUAUCCUCGCUCUCUGCAAUUCUUCCUCUCUCUCUCUUUUAUAAUUCACACAACGCAACCAUAACCCUAACUCGUAAUAAAUUUUUCGCGUAGUUUUGCUUUUAGCCUUAUUAGAUUAUAUGUUUUAGUCUACUAUAACUGUUUAGGUAUUUAGGUGUUCAUAUAAUUGAAUUCAAUUUUUGAUUCUGUGUUCUGGGUUUUAUCUGUGUUGUUUUUUAGUCUAUCUGAGAUGGAUGAAAAUAGGGUUCCUGGAAAUAAUGGGAUUGGUAAUGGUAAUCGUUCAGCUGACGAUGCUUCUUAUUGGUUAGAUGCUUGUGAGGAUAUACCUUGCGAUCUGAUUAAUGAUAUUGUUGAUUUUGAUCCUGUUGUUCCCACCCAAGUAGUAAUUGAUGACACUGCACAUCAAGGUGUUGAUUUUUUCGGUGGAAUUGAUCGGAUACUGGAGAGUAUUAAGAACGGUGCUGGUUUUUCGGAAAAUGAAAUUGUUGCAACCGGUGUUGAGUCUGAGAAUAUGGUGACUGAUGGAAGAAUAAUUCAAUCAGCGGAAGUGAACGGAGAAGCGCAAAAGGAAAAAUUGGCAAAAACUGAACUCAAAAGUGAUGGGUUUUGUCUGAUUAUUAGUGGUGGUGAGAAAAAAUCAUCUCAAACUGAGGUCCAUGGCAAGGAAAUAUCGAAAUCAUCUAAAGCUGAGGUCCAUGGCAAGGAAACAUCUCAUAGUAAACAUGAAAGAGGUGACAGGGAGGUUAGGAGAGCGAGACAUGUCGAACCUGUUGAUAGACAUGGCAAAAGAGCUCGACUUAGUGACUGCAGUCGCCAUGAUCGCUCUAACGAAAGAUUGAGCAAGAAGAGGCAUCGGGAUUAUGAGAGGACGGACAUGGAUAGGGAUAGAGGCCGGGACAGGGAUAGAGACCGAAGCAGUAGAAGAGACCACUAUAGCUAUAGCAGUGAUAGGAAGGGUGGUAGGGAUCCAGAUCGCAGAGAUAGUGAUAGAGAUAGGGAUAGGGCUAGAAAAGGUUACUGGGAAAGGGAUCAAACGGGUAAGGUUGUUUUUCAUUCUGGUUCGUGGGAGUACGAACAUGAGCGAGAGGCGAAGAGAGUCAAGAAACAAAACCUUGAAAAGUGUGAGAACAUUGAGAAGAAACCCGAGGAGAAGAGAGAAAAACCAGUUGAGGAAUUGGCUAGGAAGUAUCAGUUGGAUGUGCUUGACCAGGCGAAGAAGAAAAAUACAAUAGCUUUUCUUGAAACAGGAACUGGUAAAACACUCAUUGCCGUUCUUCUUAUUAAGAGUCUUUGCAAGGACAUGAUGAAGGAAAAUAAAAAAAUUCUGGCAAUUUUUUUGGUGCCCAAAGUCCCCCUUGUUUAUCAGCAAGCUGAAGUUAUUAGGGAGAGUACUGGCUACAAAGUAGGACAUUACUGUGGUGAGAUGGGUCAAGAUUUUUGGGAUGCUCGUAGAUGGCAGCGUGAAUUUGAAUCAAAUCAGGUGCUUGUAAUGACGGCUCAAAUUCUGUUGAACAUUCUCAGGCACAGCAUAAUAAAAAUGGAAACCAUCAACCUCCUCAUUCUUGAUGAAUGUCAUCAUGCUGUCAAGAAACAUCCAUAUUCAUUAGUGAUGUCUGAGUUUUAUCAUAGAACCCCUAAAGAGAAGCGGCCGUCUGUUUUUGGGAUGACGGCGUCACCUGUAAAUUUGAAGGGUGUUUCUAGCCAGGAAGAUUGUGCAAUAAAAAUCAGGAAUCUUGAGAGCAAACUAGAUGCAAUUGUUUGUACAAUAAAAGACCGAAAGGAGUUGGAGAAGCACGUUCCAAUGCCCUUGGAAGUUAUUGUUGAGUAUGACAAAGCAGCAAGCUUGUGGUCACUUCAUGAAAAAAUUAAAAAACUUGAAGUAGAAGUCGAGGAGGCAGCGCAUAUGAGUUCCAGAAGAAGUAAGUGGCAAUUUAUGGGUGCUAGAGAUGCCGGAUCUAAAGAUGAGUUACGCCUUGUGUAUGGACUAUCUGAAAGAACAGAAAGUGAUGGUGCUGCUAACUUAAUUCAAAAGUUGAGAGCUAUUAAUUAUGCUCUGGGUGAGCUAGGGCAGUGGUGUGCUUAUAAGGUUGCUCUUGCAUUUUUGACAGCCUUGCAGAAUGAUGAAAGGGCAAAUUACCAGCUUGAUGUUAAGUUUCAAGAAUCGUACCUGAGUAAAGUUCUGACACUCUUACAAUGCCAAUUGUCUGAAGGAGCUGUCUCUGAUGAAGAGGCAAAAACAUCAGAUAUGGAAAGCGAUGAUGUUAAAUGUGACGAUAACCUUGAUGAUGUUGAAGAGGGAGAACUUCCUGAUAGUCACGCUGUCUCUGGUGGAGAGCAUGUGGAUGUUAUAAUUGGAGCCGCUGUAGCUGAUGGAAAGGUUACUCCCAAAGUUCAGUCGUUGGUUAAAAUACUUCUCAAGUACCAACACACAGAGGACUUUCGUGCAAUAGUCUUUGUGGAGCGAGUAGUGUCCGCCUUAGUUCUUCCAAAGGUCUUUGCCGAGCUCCCAUCUCUAAGUUUUAUCAAAUGUGCUAGUUUGAUUGGGCACAACAAUAGUCAGGAAAUGCGCACAUCCCAAAUGCAGGACACAAUAGCUAAGUUCCGUGACGGCCGAGUUACACUAUUAGUAGCUACUAGUGUUGCAGAGGAAGGGUUGGAUAUUCGGCAAUGCAAUGUUGUCAUUCGUUUUGACCUUGCAAAAACUGUAUUGGCUUAUAUUCAGUCUAGAGGUCGUGCAAGGAAGCCUGGGUCUGAUUACAUCUUGAUGGCUGAGAGAGGAAAUUUGUCGCAUCAAACAUUCUUAAGAAAUGCUCGAAAUAGUGAGGAAACCCUACGGAAGGAAGCAAUUGAAAGAACUGACCUUAGUCAUCUCAAGGGUACUUCUAAACUAACUACUGUAGACACAACGCCGGGUUCAGUAUACCAGGUCGAAUCAACUGGAGCUGUUGUGAGUCUAAAUUCUGCUGUUGGUCUCGUUCACUUUUACUGCUCUCAGCUUCCUAGUGACAGGUAUUCUAUACUGCGUCCUGAGUUCAUUAUGGAACGGCAUCAGCACCAAGGAGGUUCGGUUGAAUAUUCAUGCAAGCUUCAACUUCCUUGUAAUGCACCAUUUGAAAAGCUUGAGGGUCCCAUUUGCUCUUCAAUGCGCCUUGCUCAGCAGGCUGUUUGUUUGGCUGCUUGCAAGAAGCUUCAUGAAAUGGGUGCAUUUACGGACAUGCUCUUGCCAGACAAGGGAAGUGGGGAAGAAGGAGAGAAGCUUGACGAGAAUGCAGUAGGAGAUCCGCUUCCUGGAACCGCAAGGCACAGAGAAUUCUAUCCUGAAGGGGUUGCUGAAAUUUUGCGGGGAGAAUGGAUUUUAUCAAGUAAAGAUACUUGCCAGAAGAUGGUUAAUCUGCACAUGUAUGCUGUAAAACUUGUGGACGUCGGCGCUUCAAAAGACCCUUUCUUAACCCAAGUAUCAGAUUUUGCAGUACUUUUUGGCAGUAAGCUGGACGCGGAGGUUUUAUCAAUGUCGAUGGACCUCUUUGUAGCUAAAACCAUGAUAACAAAGGCAUCUCUUGUAUUCCAGGGAUCUAUUGAUAUCACAGUAAAUCAGCUGGUUUUGUUGAAGAGCUUUCACGUUAGACUUGUGAGUAUUGUGCUGGAUGUGGAUGUUGAACCUUCAAGCACUCCGUGGGACUCCACAAAGGCAUAUUUAUUUGUCCCUGUCAUUAGUGAGAAGUGUAUUGAUCCUUCGGAAGGAAUUGAUUGGGGUCUAGUUGAAACAAUAGUAGGGACAGAUGCUUGGGAAAAUCCUCUUCAGAGGGCUCGUCCUGAUGUUUAUCUUGGCACAAAUGAGCGUACACUUGGUGGAGAUCGGAGGGAGUAUGGAUAUGGAAAAUUACGUCAUGACAUGGCAUUUGGACAGAAGUCUCAUCCUACGUAUGGUAUCCGUGGGGCCAUUGCUCAAUUUGACGUUGUGAAAGCUUCUGGUUUGCUUCCUAAUCGGGUUGCCACUGAGAACCAUAGUGAAAUUUUGGGCCAAGGCAAGAUAUUUAUGGCUGAUUCGUGCAUUAAUGCGGAAAGUCUUGUUGGGAGUAUUGUGACUGCAGCUCACUCUGGAAAACGAUUUUAUGUGGAUUCUGUGCGCUAUGACAUGAAUGCAGAAAACUCCUUUCCGAGGAAAGAGGGCUACUUAGGCCCUCUUGAAUAUAGUUCAUAUGCUGAUUACUACAGGCAAAAAUAUGGUGUGGAUUUGAUUUACAAAAAACAACCUCUUAUUAGAGGACGAGGUGUUUCGUAUUGCAAGAAUCUUCUCUCUCCCCGAUUCGAACAUUCUGAAGCGCAUGAAGAUGAGUCGGAUGAAAAUCUUAACAAAACAUACUAUGUUUUCCUCCCCCCGGAGCUGUGUUUUGUACAUCCACUUCCUGGGUCACUUGUACGAGGAGCCCAAAGGUUGCCUUCAAUUAUGAGGAGAGUUGAAAGUAUGCUUCUUGCAGUUCAGCUGAGGGAUAGUAUUAACUAUCCAAUUGCUGGUUCCAAGAUCUUGGAAGCAUUGACUGCUGCGUCGUGUCAGGAGACAUUCUGUUAUGAAAGAGCUGAGUUACUUGGAGAUGCUUACUUGAAAUGGAUUGUAAGCAGAUUUCUAUUCCUAAAAUAUCCACAAAAACACGAGGGCCAGCUUACAAGAAUGAGGCAACAGAUGGUUAGCAACAUGGUACUUUAUCAGUGUGCUCUGAAUAAAGGUCUUCAGUCAUUUAUCCAAGCUGAUCGAUUUGCUCCAUCUAGAUGGUCUGCCCCUGGCGUUCUUCCUGUAUUUGAUGAGGAUACGAAGGACACCGAGUCUUCCUUAUUUGAACCCGAGAGCAACUCUUCUGAUCCACAUAAGGUUGCCCUAGAUAACAACGGAUAUGAGGAUGAUGAUAUGGAAGAUGGUGAGGUUGAGGUUGAGAGUGACUCUAGCUGUUACAGGGUCCUCUCUAGCAAAACGCUGGCAGAUGUUGUCGAAUCCCUGAUUGGGGUAUAUUAUGUUGAAGGUGGGAAGAAUGCUGCACACCAUCUUAUGAGUUGGAUUGGGAUAGAGGUGGAAUUUGACCCUGAGGAGGUGGAUGCUGUUAAAAAGCCGUGUAGUGUUCCAGAUAGUGUUCUGAAAAGUGUCAACUUUGAUGCUUUAGAAAGUUCAUUGAAUAUUAAGUUCCACGAUAAGAGCCUGUUAUUGGAAGCCAUUACUCAUGCUUCACGGCCUUCAGCCGGGGUUUCUUGUUAUCAACGUCUGGAAUUUGUUGGUGAUGCUGUCUUGGAUCAUCUAAUUACAAGGCACUUGUUUUUUACGUACACCGAUCUACCCCCAGGGCGUUUGACAGACUUAAGAGCUGCUGCUGUAAACAAUGAGAAUUUUGCACGCGUUGUUGUUAAGCACAAGCUUCAUUUGCACCUCCGACAUGGGUCAAGUGCCCUUGAAGCUCAGAUUCGGGACUUUCUGAGAGAUGUUAAAGAUGAAUUGUUGAAGCCAGGGUUCAACUCCUUCGGUGUAGGAGAUUGCAAAGCUCCCAAAGUUCUCGGAGACAUCUUUGAAUCCAUAGCUGGUGCUAUUUUUCUAGACAGUGGACGAGAUACCUCUGUUGUGUGGAAGGUGUUCCAACCUUUGAUGCAUCCAAUGGUGACCCCAGAAACACUUCCAAUGCAUCCGGUUAGGGAACUCCAAGAGCGUUGCCAACAACAAGCUGAAGGCCUUGAAUAUAAAGCUACUCGGAGUGGAAAUUUGGCUACUGUUGAGGUGUAUAUCGAUGGUGUACAGAUUGGGAUUGCUCAAAACCCACAAAAGAAAAUGGCUCAAAAAUUAGCUGCAAGGAAUGCACUUGUUGUUCUAAAAGAAAAGCAAGAGAUCGAAGAAAAGGAGAAGGGUGAGAAUGGGAAGAAGAAGAAUGGCAAUCCAGCAUUUACUAGACAGACUCUUAAUGAUAUAUGCUUACGGAGGCAAUGGCCAAUGCCUCAAUACCGGUGUGUUGAUGAGGGUGGCCCUGCACACGCGAAGAAAUUCACGUACUCCGUACGUGUGAAUACUACUGAUAAGGGAUGGACAGAUGAUUGCAUUGGGGAGCCAAUGCCAAGUGUGAAAAAGGCCAAGGACUCUGCUGCGAUUCUUCUCUUGGAGCUUUUAAACAAGUUGUAUCCAAAUCCAUGAACAAUUUCAACAGGUGCUAUUAGGAUUUAUGCAUCGAGAAUUCAUUGGUGUAACCAAGGUUCGAAAAACGGGUCACGGCCCAGGUCACAGGUACUAGGCGUGACCGUUAUAACGUGUUUUGACGGGUGUGAGCACGUUUUGGGUCAAAAACGCGUUAUAUAGGAAUAAAACGCGUUUUUUUUUAAAAUAACGGGUGUGAUAACGGUUAAAUAAGAAAAAUAAAUAAUUUGUGAUCUGAAUUUCCUAUGUAACGGUAAUUACAGCU
This is a messenger RNA of Papaver somniferum (opium poppy), 6670 nucleotides long. Its product is annotated as endoribonuclease Dicer homolog 1. Gene Ontology annotation, biological process: siRNA processing. The transcript has 20 exons. Gene Ontology annotation, molecular function: ribonuclease III activity; ATP binding; protein binding. The record is from RefSeq and is a predicted model, not a curated record. Gene Ontology annotation, cellular component: cytoplasm; nucleus. NCBI's taxonomy places the organism in Eukaryota, Viridiplantae, Streptophyta, Magnoliopsida, Ranunculales, Papaveraceae. The coding region runs from base 472 to 6405 and encodes 1977 amino acids.